AUGAUCAUGCGUUCAGUUUUGGCUGCAUUGGCCUCAGCCAUGGCGACAACUCAAGUCCUUGCUGCGUCGAACGAUGCGGCUACUCCCGAGGACGUUUUGAGCUCUAUGAGGGCCGUCGACAAGCUGUCCGCUGAUACGCACUCGCACGCCAGAGAAAUUGGUACCUAUUUCAAUAGAAAGCACUUUAUCCUUGGGGCAUGUGUCUCAGUUGGAGACACAUACCUUAGCUGUCGAGCUACGAUCGAGGGGGUUGAGAAGAUUAAUGAUGAGUUUGAAGCUAAACCCAGGACGCCAUUCGACGACAGAGGCCAAAAGGAGAUUUGCUCAGCGUUUCACUGGUUUGAGUACCGUCAAUUCCUUCUCGUCGUCACCUUGAUCAAUGAGCCAAGGAGCAUAGAGAGUGGAGGGUUCGAUGACUACUUUGAGGACUGCUUCACACGACUGAUAGACUACGCCCCCAGCUGUCGAGAUAAAAUAAUUGAGAACAAUGGUCAGUUGGAGCGGGCAUUCGACGAUGCUAUCAAAAAGAUCAAGGCCCGCUGGGGCGCCCGUAGAGCCAUGCCAGUCGACAUUCCUGUCCCCUUGGACUGA
Molecule: messenger RNA, 591 nt
Organism: Fusarium vanettenii 77-13-4
Lineage: Eukaryota; Fungi; Ascomycota; Sordariomycetes; Hypocreales; Nectriaceae
Exons: 3
Coding region: 1-591 (196 amino acids)
Source: RefSeq, a predicted model, not a curated record